Molecule: messenger RNA, 1539 nt
Organism: Hordeum vulgare subsp. vulgare (domesticated barley)
Lineage: Eukaryota; Viridiplantae; Streptophyta; Magnoliopsida; Poales; Poaceae
Exons: 1
Coding region: 16-1254 (412 amino acids)
Molecular function (GO): protein binding
Source: RefSeq, a predicted model, not a curated record
CGAUCCGUCCCCCCAAUGGACCCCGGCGCCGCCCCCGCUCCCCCCAUCCCCCCCGGAUCCGCCGCGCCCGACGCCGCCGACUCCGACGCGGACGCAACGCUCCCGGUGGACCUGCUCCUCGAGAUCGCGGCGCGCUCCGACGCCGUCUCCGUCGUGCGCUGCGCGGCGGCCGCCAAGCCCUUGCGCCGCGGCAUCCUCGACCGGGGCUUCCGCCGCCUGCUGGCGCAGCGCGCCACUGCCACCUCCGGCUACGACCCGUCCCUCCUCCGCGGGGUCUCCUACAAGGUGGAGGACAGCGACGCCAACAGCCCCGUCCGCGUCGUUCAGCCCGUCCCCGCCGACGAGCCCUCCGUGCUCCGCGGCUUCAACGAGAGCCUCGACUUCGAGCCCGUCGCCUCCCGCGACGGCCUCGUCGUGCUCCGCCGCCUCCGCCCCCGCCCCCUCUUCGGCCAGUCCAUCGAGGAGGGCCCCCCCGGCAGCGUCCUCCGCGUCUGCCAUUCCUUCACCGGCGCCGUCUCCGUCCUCCCCUCCGUCUCCAUCCGCGACUACCGCAAGCACGCGCUCCUCUCCGUCGAAGACAACGGCCGCGCCUUCGAGCUCCUCGUCGCCGACGAGCGCCUCCGCAUCCAGAUUUACUCCUCCAGGGAGGGCCGCUGGGGCCCCGUCCGCGCCGCGCUCCCCCGCCGCCAGUCCAGGCCGUUCCACGACUCCUACCCCUUGGUCAUCGGCCGCACCGUCCACUGGCUGUGCAACCCGGAGCCGCUGCCGCCGUUGAGGUACCUGUCUGGCCCGGAACCGUAUAUCGUCGCCGUAGACGCCGACACCAUGGAGGCCUCCGUGAUUGAUCUGCCGCGGGGAUGCACUAGCAGAAUGACGGCCUCUAUGAGCCACAGGGGGCUCCUCCUUGCCUCUUCGGUGGACGGGAGGCUCAAGGUGGUUGUCUCGGAGACCCAAGUGAUAUCCAUGUGGACGAUGUCACCCCCCGUCGAGGGGGAGCCACCGAGAUGGGUCAGGCAGGUGCUGAUAGACAAGCAGGACUGGGGCGUGCACAGCUCAGUUCAGUUUGAGGGGUUCGGGCUGAGGAGUGGCACCGUGAUCUUAUAUGUUGGUAGAGUUGGGCUCAUUCGGCUCAACCUUGCGACAAAGGAGGCGGUUAUCGUCUACCACCGCAGCGAUACCGCCUACAUCUCGCAGGUUUGCCUGCACGAGAUUGAUUUGUCCUCCCUGCUCCAGACCAUGAAACCUCUGAGCUAGCUGCUUAUCAUGGAUCAGUUUUGAGAAUGUCCUUCAGUCCAGUUUUUGUUGCACUGCUUUAUGUGCUUAGAGCAGCUGCUUUAGCUCUAAGCUGUCGUGCUCCUUGGUCAAUACUAGUUGUAAAAGGAAUGGAGUCACUCCUAAGUUUGUUAAACUCUUGUCGUUUCGCGUUAUGCUGUUAGUGUUUGCUUGUCAUCUGUCGUUGAACCUGUAAAAGGACGGAUUGCUUGGUUCAGUACGUACUUUAGCCAGUUGUUCAAAGUGAAAUAAAAUCUGCUUGCUGCA